AUGGCUCCCGAUAACCAUGACCACACAUUGGGGCAUGAGUCAAUUCAAUUAGUCAAUGAAUCUAAAGAAUUUUCUACUGAAUUGCUACCCUAUCUUCAAAAAAUUGCAUCUUCAAACGUUGAUAAUUUAGUACAACCGCAUGAAAGUUACCAUGUUAUAUCAGUCUUCGGCUCACAAUCUAGUGGUAAAUCAACUCUAUUGAACAUCCUUUUCAAUACCACUUUUGACACUAUGGAUGCUAAAGUGAAAAGACAACAGACAACAAAGGGUAUUUGGCUGUCCCAUACAAAACAAGUAAAUACGACAAAGUCCGCAAACACACCUUUAGCUUCUGAUAUGUUUAUCUUAGAUGUAGAAGGCUCGGAUGGUGCUGAGCGUGGUGAAGAUCAGGAUUUUGAAAGAAAAGCUGCCUUAUUUGCAAUCUCUGUUUCUGAAGUUCUCAUAGUUAAUUUGUGGGAACAACAGAUUGGUUUGUACCAAGGUAAUAAUAUGGGCCUUUUGAAAACCGUUUUCGAAGUUAAUUUGUCUCUAUUUGGUAAGAGGCAUGAACAUAAAAUUCUCCUUUUAUUUGUCAUUAGAGAUCAUGUUGGCGUCACGCCAUUGAGUAGCUUAUCUGAUUCGCUAAUUAGUUCAUUAGAAAACAUGUGGAAAGAACUAAACAAACCCCAAGGAUGUGAAGAUCUGGCUUUAUAUGAUCUUUUCGAUCUAAAAUUCGUCGGUUUGUCACAUAAAUUGUUGCAAGAAGAAAAAUUUGUUAAUGACGUUAAAGCAUUAGGUACUUGCUUUUCAUUCCCAGAAAAGGAGGAAUAUUACUUCAAAAAGGAAUAUCAUCAUCUGUUACCUUUGGAUGGUUGGAGCAUGUAUGCAGAAAAUUGUUGGGAACAAAUUGAACAUAAUAAAGAUUUGGAUUUACCCACUCAGCAGAUUCUUGUGGCAAGAUUUAAGACAAAUGAGAUUUUGAACGAAUCUUUUGAUGCUUCAUUUAUCAAUGAUGACACAUUCAACUCAGAAUUGAAGAUUUUGAUCGAUGAUAUUGACUUAAAAGAUUCGUUGUUUGAACUAUUGAAAGUUGCCAAGAAUAAAUGUAUUGAGCAAUACGAUAUCCUGGCUUCUCGUUAUAAUAAAAUGGUCUACAUGGAAAAUAGAGCUGAAUUAUUGAAAAAAAUAAGUAGCUUUCUGUAUGAUAAUGCAGUCGUUGAGCUAUCUGAAAAUUUCAUCAAUAAGUUAUUUACUGAUAUGGAAGAUAAAAUGAAGGUAAGAGCGCAGGGACUCUCAUUCUCCGAACAGUUAGAUGAUUGCGUUGAUUCAAUAAAUGCAGAUUACGAUUUGUUGCUCGAUAAUUUUAUGGAUUCUGAAUUAAUUGUCAUAGAUCUAAAGGAAAGUUUGAAAGCUAGACUAGACGACUUGCUUUUAGGGAAAGUUAAUGAGCUACGUACAAAGGAGACUGAUUUAAUACUCUCACGUAUCAGGAAAAAUUUAAAGUUUUCAAUAAAAGAGCAAAUUCUACCUUUGCUGGCAAAUCCCACUUUACAGAUAUGGGAUGAUGUCAUGUCAGCAUUUUAUGAUUUGAUUGACGAAGCUUUAGUCCCUUUCAAAUCACAAGAUUCAGACGACCUGGACUUUGGAAUUGGUUUAUCAGAUAAUGAAGAUAAAAAUAUUGCCGAUAGAAUAAAGCUAUCUGGAUGGCUAACAUUGACGGUAAUGAUUCAUGAUUAUUUGACGGAGGAUACAAUUGUAGGCUUACUUAGAGAUAGAUUCGAAAACAAGUUUAGAUUUGCUGACGAUGACACUCCUAUACUGUGGAAAAAUGAACAACAAAUAGAUACCUCCUUUAGACUUGCUAAAGAGCAUGCAAUGGAGAUACUAUCUGUACUGUCCAUCGUAAAAACUUCAGAUAACGUGGAAGUUGUACCAGAAAUCCCUAAUUAUCUUUUGGAAAAUGAAUACACUGACGAACUUGGCAUAUAUCAUAUUGACAGGUUUGCACAUAUCCUGAAUGAAUUACAGAAGGAAAAAAUCUCGAAACAGUUUAGAAGACAAAUUAAUCUGACCGUACUCGAUGCUAAAAGAUCUAUUAUUACAAGCACCAAUCAUAUACCAAUGUGGAUAUAUGCGAUUAUAGUUGUAUUAGGAUGGAAUGAGUUUAUGCUGGUAAUAAGGAACCCAGUUUUUGUAACGUUAUUGUUAAUCGGUUCUGUUGCAUUUUAUUUUAUUCACAAAUUUGACCUCUGGGGUCCUGUUUUAAGUGUAGUAAAUACAGCUAUAGGAGAAACUAAAGAAACUCUUAAAGACAAGUUGAGGACGUUUGUUCUUGAAGAGGACUACGCCACCGCCAAAAACAGAGACAUGAAAGACACACAAAGCUUCGAAACGGAAAUUGUUAAUGAAAAAAUUGAUAAACUCGAUGAUUAG
Messenger RNA from Kazachstania africana CBS 2517, 2412 nucleotides. RefSeq names its product dynamin-like GTPase SEY1 (gene SEY1). The record is from RefSeq and is a predicted model, not a curated record. Gene Ontology annotation, molecular function: GTPase activity; GTP binding. The transcript has a single exon. Gene Ontology annotation, biological process: endoplasmic reticulum membrane fusion. Gene Ontology annotation, cellular component: endoplasmic reticulum. NCBI's taxonomy places the organism in Eukaryota, Fungi, Ascomycota, Saccharomycetes, Saccharomycetales, Saccharomycetaceae. Bases 1 to 2412 code for a protein of 803 amino acids.